Messenger RNA from Scomber japonicus (chub mackerel), 604 nucleotides. It is a transcript of the gene sprn2, whose product is annotated as shadow of prion protein 2. Lineage: Eukaryota; Metazoa; Chordata; Actinopteri; Scombriformes; Scombridae. Bases 70 to 540 code for a protein of 156 amino acids. The transcript is spliced from 2 exons. The record is from RefSeq and is a predicted model, not a curated record.
AAAGGACUGCCGCUCCAGCAUCACAACCUCUCUGUGUGACCAGGCAGAAAGGGCAGAGAAACUCCAAUAAUGACUGGCCAGCAGAAGCUUUUGUCACUGUGGCUUUGGCUGUUGCUUAUGGUAGCUCUGUGCCCAGGUGCACAGUACGCAUACAGUAAACGUGGAGGUUUCUUCAAGAGUGGAAAAGACAAAAAAAGUGACAGCAAAGAAGCACCUCCCUCUCAGAGUCGUGGCUUGUCCAAGAAUGGCUUAAAAUGGGCAGGAGCAGCAGCGGCGGGCAUGCUUGGAGGCACAGGAACUGGAUAUGGGCUAGGCUUCCUUGGUAAACCAAAAUAUGGAUCUAAGAGUCAUCAUGGCCACAAGACUUCCUCCUCUGAGGGAGAUCAACGGGUUUACUACCAGGAAAACCAACGAUAUCACAACCAGUCUCGCUGGAGAGCCUAUGUUAAAUCAGGUGCACCUGCUCCCAUGAGUAACAUCUUUCUCACUCUUGGAUAUGCCGUGCCUCUCCUCAUCGCAGCAUGGAUGCGGGUGAUUUAAUCUGACCUCUUACCACAAAGAAAACUAUCAAUUACAGAUGCUGAUGGUGAAAAUGCAAACCAAA